This is a messenger RNA of Phyllotreta striolata, 3875 nucleotides long. The record is from the annotation of a GenBank genome assembly. Lineage: Eukaryota; Metazoa; Arthropoda; Insecta; Coleoptera; Chrysomelidae.
CCGACUUCGACCAGUCUGCAACCGUAUCGUUGCUGCUAGAGAACGUAGAGAGCGCUCAUUCAUCGUACAAUCGUGGUUUAUACACACCGUGUUUGAUACGAUCGUAAAUAGUAGUAAACGCGAAUUUGAGACCAUUGCCGUUUCGGCGCAGCACAUUGGUAACGGGAACACGUGACGGGAUUUCUUUUACCGGGACGGGAUCGUAAAAUCGCCGGGUUUUAGGAGUUUACUAUCUUAUCAAGUCCCAGCUGAUUAGCGAGAUUGCGAAGAUGAACGAGAGAAGGGGUACCAAAGGCUUGGAAUUGUGGUGUCGCAAGAUGACCCAAGGCUAUCCGGGGGUCAGGAUCGAUAAUAUGACCACUUCGUGGAGGGAUGGUCUCGCUUUCUGUGCCAUUAUACACCAUUUCAGACCGGAUCUUAUAGACUUUUCGAAGCUGAACGGGGACGAUGUGUUCUACAACAAUUCGCUGGCGUUCAGAGUUGCCGAAACACAUUUGGGCAUACCGGCGCUUCUGGAACCCGAAGAUAUGGUUGAAUGCUCAUCGCCCGAUCGUCUUUCCAUACUCACCUACUUAUCACAGUUUUAUCAAGCUUUCGCCGUGCGAGAAGGUGCUUCCCCGGCUAGAGUUGCCCCAAAGAGGCCGCAAUCCUCCGCAGAUCACGGGAUUGUAUCACCAGCGUCCACGAGUCCACCUACAAAAACGGCCCACACGGGUGCGAUCGUCCGCAGGGAACCUUGCACCAAGUGCGGCCUGCCGGUGUUCAUAGCCGAACGCCUCAACAUUGGAAAACAGCUCUUCCACAGGACGUGUUUCCGGUGCGCGCGCUGCGCCAGCCAGCUCACCCUCGGCAAUUACUACGAGACCGAGAGCGGCGAGCACUGCUGCGAGAUAUGCCCCGAUGAGGAGGCCCAUCCGAACCGGAACAUGAGCGACGAGGAGCAAGCCGCCCAAUUGCGGUACAUCGACAGCGAACCGGACGAGUUCAGCGCGACGUUCGAGACCGUCCUGGAGAACUCGGACGCGGAGAAAGUGCAAACGUUGAGCAGGGAAUUCGACGCGGCGAGAUCGAGCUUCUUCAGGAACAACGUGCUGGAAUCCGGCGACGAUUCGUCCUGCAAGGAACCGCCCGAUUUGCCCGAGUCGCCUCAUCCCGCGGAAGGUUUUCCAACCAGUAGAGACGUUCCAGAUCAAAUUAGUUGUAGUGACAAUGUAGAAUCUCGAAAUGUCGUUACCAAAGAGUCUGUAGUAAGAGCUCGUAUGCGUUUAUUUGAGAAUAAUUCCAAGGCUGAUGUAAAUAGAGGUGUAGUGCCUUUAUCACCGAACGCAUCCAUUCCGCCUAGUAUUAAAAGUGUAGAUAAUAAUUUUAGUAAAACUAACGAAAAUAAUGAUAAUGAUAAAGAUAUUUCCACGAAAGACAAUCAAUCUUCAAUAACCGAUGACGUUAAAAUCGAAGAAGGUACUUCGUUAAGUAACAUAACUAACACCGAGAAGAAUUUAUUACCAAUGCCUAAACACGAUGAUGAUUUAAUUGAAAAUAGUACUCGUGCAAUAAACGAAGCAAUAGAAGAUAUGACGUCCGCUAUAACUUCUCUCCAAGAUUCAUUCCAACCAGAGAGCGAUGUAAAAGAAUUCAUUCAAGAACCUUUUACAUCUUUAACAGCUAACUCCGAAAACGAAACUCCAACAGAAAGUGUGAAUUACGACGUAAAAAUAACAAACGAAAUCAUUCCGAAGACUGAAGAAAUUACUCAAACUGUCAAUUACGAGGAAGAAUUGAAAGAAGAAAAGAUACACGUUAAAGCAGAAGUCGUCGAAACUGUUAACCCUAAUGUAACAAACGAAAAUGUAAACUGCGACGUACAAACAACAACCGAAAUUGAGGCAAUAAAAGAAGAAAAAACACACAUUACAGCAGAAGUUGUCGAAGCUAUUAACCCUAAUUUAACAGACGAAAAUGUAAACUACGACGUACAAGCAACAACCCAGGUUACUCCAAAAAUUGACUCAACAAAAGAAGAAACCCACCUUACAGCAGAAGUUAUCGAAGCUGUUAACCCUAAUUUAACGGUUGCCGCCAAACCAGUUCCGAUGGCCCGAAAACACCCGCCGAAAUUAGAAAAAACCGAAAGCUACCCGGAAGAUUUAAAUCCCUUCGACGACGAAGAAGAGGCCCCGCCGAAAACCACCUCCCUGAAUCCCUUCGACGAGGACGACGAAGAAGAAAACGUACCGAUCAGAAAAAAACUGGAGCUCACGCCGGCGAUUAAAAAGGACAUGUUCCGCCAUCCGCACGGCGUCUCGAGGAUCAGCAUAAACCCAUUCGAAAACGCCGACGACGACGAAGAAGAGACGCCCGUCGCGCCGGCGAGAAGGAAGAAAAUCAACGUGCCCAAAUCGACGGCGUCGAACGACGAAGACGACGCGAACAAGUCGCUGUUGUACGUACAGAAAGAAUUUAGAGGAUCGAAUUCGUCGAUAUCGAGCGGGAGUUGUUACGGCAGCGCCAGGAAAAAGAGACCGGCGCCCAAACCACCUAUACCCGCAUUCAACGAUAGAUCUAACAAUAGCUCGUUAACGUCCACUCCUAGCCAUAGCGUGCCUCAUUCGCCGAAACCAACACCAAAAUACAGAAAAGAUAGGAGAGCUCCACCGCCGCCCCCAAAACCAAAUCAAUUCGCCGCCGAACGGAGAACUUCGAUAAACGCCGUUAAAGAGAAAUUGGACAAAGACCAAGUCAACAGGAAUUUGCAAAAUAUCGAAGAUGCGGAGAAGUUGCCGGUGCAAGAUAAAAGCACUUACGGGAAAUGGAAGAGGAAAAAGGGACAGGCGCCCGCCAAACCGAUUCCGCAACGACGCUCGAUGAAAUGCCUGCCACUGGCGGAGAUCAAGAAGGAAUUGGAAUUCAUCGAAGUGCAGCAACAGGGUUUAGAGAGGCAGGGCGUUCGUUUGGAGCAGAUUAUUAGAGAUAAAUGCGAAAACGAAUCGGCUAAUGCAGACGAUGACGUACCCAUUGAAGUCGAAGACCUCAUACUCCAAUUGUUCGAUUUGGUAAACGAGAAGAACGAACUGUUUAGAAAACAAACGGAAUUAAUGUACCUCAGAAGGCAACAGAGGCUGGAAGAGGAGCACGCUGAUAUCGAAUAUCAAAUUAGAUGUCUAAUGAUGCAACCGGAUGAGAAUAAAACGGAUUCGGAGAAAGCGCGAGAAGAAGAACUGAUUAAAAGACUGGUGGACAUUGUUGAACGAAGAAACCAAAUAGUGGAAUGCUUGGAGAAGGAUAGAAUUCGCGAGGCUGAAGAAGACGACACGAUCAAUAACCACAUAAAUUUAUAUACAUUGAACAGAGAUAACCAGCAGCAGAAUGUAAGCGUAGUACCUAAUAAAAAGGAAAAGAAAAAGGACAAGAAAAAAGAAAAAGAAAAAAAGACCAAAAAGUCGAAGGAAAAAUUAGUGGAUGCCGAUAAAGAUAUCGACGAGAAAGAAACUAGCAACGCCAUUUCGGAUAAGAAGAAAAAGAAGAAAUUUAAUUUAUUUUGAUGUGAUCAAGUUUUUCCUAAAAAAUGUUGUAAAAUCGUUUUUCGUGAAAUUGAUUUUACUUGUUUACACAAGAGUUCAGGCUCAAUUUAUGGAUGCGCAGGGCGUAGUCGGUCAUAAUGGACUUGAGGUGUGGAAAAAUGUCACGAGACUAAAUAAAUAUUCUUAGGCGAGAUCUUCGUAAAAUCAUCAUUUGGAGAUUAUGACAACAUAACACAUUAAAUAUUUAGGGAAAUUGCAUUUUUUAUACAUAUUUUGUGACUUUUUAGAAAUGUUAAUAGUACCUAGGUUUGUAAAAAUGUACAUUAUAUAAAUAAAGAGUAUAUUCAAAUCCCCGAG